UUAACCAAGUCUUUGCGCCGGGAUUUAGAGCAGUCUUCAAGAGAACACCGACGCCUGCACUUAUACACACUCACACACGCGGGUACACACACUCAGAGACACACACACACACUCACACACGCACGCACGCGCGGAUACACACACGCAGACACAAACACACACACACACGUCCACGAUGGCAGUGUAAACUUCAGGUCUGUAGAGAGUCAGGAUACGGCGCUAUGACUGGAGUAUUCGACAGAAGGAUUCCUAGUUUCAAGCCUACAGAUUUCCAGAACGCGUUUCAGCUCUCCGCCGCCAUGCAUCACCCGUCUCAGGAAUCUCCCACUCUUCCCGAGUCUACAUCCACGGAUUCGGGUUACUACAGCCCCGCCGGAGGGGUUCACCACGGCUACUGUUCACCCAACUCCAGCUCGUAUGGGAAACCUCUGAAUAGCUACCCGUACCAGUACCACGGAACCAAUGGAGCUGCUGCUGGAAACUAUUCCGCAAAAUCUUACCCUGAUUAUGGCUCUUACCCGACUUCUGCCUACCAUCAUCAAUAUCCUGGAACCUACAGCAGAGUGCAAUCACAGCCCAGCCCGCCAGAGAAAGAGACUGUCGAGCCAGAAAUAAGAAUGGUCAAUGGAAAACCGAAGAAAGUCCGCAAACCGCGCACAAUUUACUCCAGUUUCCAGCUGGCGGCUUUGCAGAGGCGCUUUCAGAACACGCAGUACCUCGCGCUGCCGGAGAGAGCCGAGCUCGCCGCGUCCCUGGGGCUCACACAAACCCAGGUGAAAAUCUGGUUCCAGAACAAAAGAUCUAAACUGAAGAAAAUCAUGAAGAACGGGGAUCUGCCUCCACCGGAGCACAGCCCCAGUUCCAGUGACCCGAUGGCGUGUAACUCUCCUCAGUCUCCAGCUGUGUGGGACUCACAGGCUCCUUCCAGACCUCACCACCAAGCCCAAAAUAUCAACACAGCCACCUCCUCGUUUUUGGAAAACACCGGCUCUUGGUUUUCCUCUGCCGGCCCUGUGAAUUCUCAUCUCCAGGCGCCCAAUUCAUUACAGCACUCUCUGGCUCUCGGAUCAGGAACGUUGUACUGAAAUGUGUGUUAAUACUCGGUUGUAUCGGACUGAUGUUUUAAAAAAAAAAAUUCCCCUUUUUCUGAAGAAUAUGCAAUGUACUGAAUUGACAGUCGCAGAAAAAAAAAACGAAGGUGUAUAAUGUGUAAAUGUGUGCAUGUAAUUUAUUUGCAUUUGGAAGACUUAUUAAAUGUUUUUCAUGGACUACAGAAACCACACAUUCUCAAUGGUGCCUUAAAUUGAAACCUCAACGCUUUUGUCAUACAUGGACGUGCCAUAUAAGAGCAACGUACAAUAAAUAUAGGAAUUACUUGUUUUUUUUGGCUUUAAA
Messenger RNA from Silurus meridionalis, 1395 nucleotides. RefSeq names its product distal-less homeobox 5a (gene dlx5a). NCBI's taxonomy places the organism in Eukaryota, Metazoa, Chordata, Actinopteri, Siluriformes, Siluridae. Gene Ontology annotation, biological process: regulation of transcription by RNA polymerase II; cell differentiation; anatomical structure formation involved in morphogenesis. The transcript has 3 exons. Gene Ontology annotation, molecular function: RNA polymerase II cis-regulatory region sequence-specific DNA binding; DNA-binding transcription factor activity, RNA polymerase II-specific. Bases 222 to 1085 code for a protein of 287 amino acids. The record is from RefSeq and is a predicted model, not a curated record.